AUGAUCAUCAUAUGUCGUCUUUCCGAUCGACUUCGUUGUCAUGGUUUGUUUGUUGCUGGUACGAUGUUACUUUCUUGUGUAGGAUGGAUUAUUCUCCUCACUGUCACUACGAAUCAACAUGCACGGUACUUUGCAACAUUCAUCGUCGUCAUGGGAGCUUUCACUGCUGUUCCAUUGAUGCUUAGUUGGAUCUCAAAGAACACACCUAACGAAUCUCAGCGAGCCGUCCAACUAGGCAUGCUCAAUGCAAUUGGUCAAUGUUUUUCGAUCCUUGCCGCAUUUAUCUUUCCGUCGAGUGAUCGUCCUUACUGGAAGCUGGGAUUUGGACUGAACUUGGCAUUCAAUGGUUUGUCUGCCAUUCUUGCUGCUAUACUCUACUGUCUCCUUCGUUACGAAAAUGCUCGUCGUGACAGAGUAGCAGAAUCGAACAGUGCAGAGACAACCGAUCCAUCUACCACUGUAACUACUGAUCUGGCUCCUACUUUUCGCUACAUACCGUGA
Adineta ricciae is the source of this 501-nucleotide messenger RNA. The record is from the annotation of a GenBank genome assembly. NCBI's taxonomy places the organism in Eukaryota, Metazoa, Rotifera, Eurotatoria, Adinetida, Adinetidae.